ACAGGGAGAUGAUGUAUGCUGGACCGAGUGGUCAUCCUCUCCGGCAGCCCCCGAUGGGUCCUCCUCCACCCCAUAUGCAGGGCUCCAUGUCCCCUACCACACCUCAUGCGAUGCCCCCCUCCCCAUCCCGUAUACCCUUCGGCCCACGCACCUCAGGCGGUGGGGUUGCCACGAUGCCACGUGAACGAGCAGGACACACACUUCCCACCCCCGCUCGCGCAUCCUCCCCCUGCCCGAGCGCCAUCCUCGAGCGGCGCGACGUCAAACCUGACGAGGACGUAGAUGCAAAAAGCAUGUCGCUGCCCGCCCGAGCCGAAAGUCAUUAUGCUGACCCCUAUAUGUUACAUCACCAUGCCCCGCCCCCUGACACAGUAGACCACGCCUACCACCGUGCCACCAUGCGCUCUUACAGUAACCCCAGCGUUCCCAUAGAGCCCACGGACCAUCCUUCGCUCUUCCGACAGAAAAGCAAGAAGUACACAGAUAGCCAGCUACCCAUGCUAGGCUCCAAAACCCCGCCCCCUUCCCCACACCGGAUGGGCGAGAUGCGAGUGAUGGACAUUCACACAGUCCAACCGCAGAGUUCCAUGACUCUCGAAAGGGCAUCCCCUAUCAGACAGUCAUUUAGGAAGGAGGCUACUCUUGCUAUGGAUACCAUGGUAAAGGCAAGAGGUGGCAUGGGGUCCCCGGCCACCCCUGAUCUUCAGGUUCACAAUCCUCUUGCCCCCUCAACAGACCCUCAGACACGAGAGAGAAUGAAGGCCAUGGAGGAGCAAAUAGCCAGUCUGACUGGUCUUGUGCAGCAUGCUCUCUUAAAGAGCCACAGCACUAACAGCAACCAGGAACACCCCAGGUGA
This is a messenger RNA of Sinocyclocheilus grahami, 857 nucleotides long. RefSeq names its product sickle tail protein-like. The record is from RefSeq and is a predicted model, not a curated record. Lineage: Eukaryota; Metazoa; Chordata; Actinopteri; Cypriniformes; Cyprinidae. Gene Ontology annotation, cellular component: cytoplasm. The transcript is spliced from 2 exons. The coding region runs from base 9 to 857 and encodes 282 amino acids.